CGAAAUCUUCUGCCCAGCAUUCCUUCCAUUUCAUUCGCGAACGAUGUCCGUGCUACUAGUGCGUUUCCUGUGCUUACUAACCACGCCUAGCAACGGGCGCGCUAUGUUUAUUUCACGUGCAUGUACCCGUGAAGCCGCUCAGCCAACAGCCACUACGCGUAACGAUCGAUGCCUGAUUCAGCGACCCCUUGAUCUUUAUAGCCGCCAUGGAUCAACACAACAGCGACGCUGUUAAUGACACCUCUCUGGGUUCGAAUCAAACUAACGCCAAACUGAAGCAACGCAGUCUACUGCCGCAACCUGGAACUCCCAAGCCUACUGUCCGUUCAACGACCCUCUCAGAAGCACCUAUGGAGCCCGAUAAAAGUAGUCAGCCCAAUUCAACUCUAUCUGGAGCACCGGUUCCAGCUGCCUCGAUACCUUUGACUCGAGGCACCUCUGUUGCAGGUUCGAGGCUUGGGCGGCCCCGACCACGCUCAAUGUACCAGACAGGUUCAGUUCCCACAGAAAAAGUCACAGAGAUUGAGAAAACAACAACAUCACGGUCGAUGCGCCCGCCAAGUCUACUGAAAAAGCCCUCUGCAACACCUUUACUUGGAAUUGGAAGAACUCAAUCCUUGCGCAGGCCAGCUGUGACAACGCAAAUAGGUCAACCAGCAUCCUCAGAAGCUCAUCAAUCUCGAACUCAACCUACUGGUGCAGUGUCGAUCGCUCGAAGCAACACAACAAGACCGAGGACUACUGCGGAACGACCAAAAUCACUGCACGUUGCUUCCGGUAAUGCACCGCAUGUCUCAAACGACUUCAAACAGCCUGAACCUGCAACGACUAGAAGUUCUGGACGCCUUGCUGGCUUGAUCCGGUCAGCGAGCGUGAAGAUAAGACCGGAUGCACCGGGUAGUGGUGCGCGCUCUAGGGUGGCAUUGAAACCCGAAGAAUCUGUCCAUACACAAACAAAACCCAAGGAGCUAGCACAUCAAGAAGCCGUGAAGGCUACACGACCAGCAUUCAGCACAUUGCAACAGCAUUUUACACCACGCAAAGCUGCCAAAGCGCCAACCGCUGCAUUUUUGCACCCUGCCCCAGUCACGACCGGUAACACUUUACCGCCAGAGUUGGUCAGCAUGCAGAUGGAUUUGCUUCAGCUCCAUCUCCUACAUGAGAACGCAGAAGAAGUGAGUAGGCAUUGGGAAAUGAGUGCCAAGCGUGCUCUGCGUUCUAAGUUCGACGAGGUCUCUAGCAUGUACCAAAUCAUGUUGGAGCAUGAGCGUUCCGGCCAAGAGCAGAAAAAUAUCCAAGCGCUUCUGGAAUGGACUGGAAAUAAGACAUCUGCGAGCUUGGUCGAAUAUAUCCAGGUCCUCUCAGGACCGCUGCACGAGCUUCCGGCUCUGGUCCAGACAGGAGGCCGAUUCCAGCGUCAUGUUAGUGCUUUCGAACAGUGGGUGUGCUGGAUAGGUGAAGUUAGAACAGCUCGUCAGAAUCGGACAGAAGCUAGUCUAGGGUCCAUUGAGGGUCUUGGGGAUACAUGGAAAGCAGAGAACGUUGCCCUCAUGCGCAAACUGGCUUCUUUCUCGCGCGACCUGAGCGGUCUGUCACAGCCUUCUGCCGGGUCAAGCAUUGCAUCCAUUGUUGCCUGUUGCGAUGCUUUGCUGAGUGGGCUGUUGGAGGAGCUUCAAAUCAUGCAAGCUGUUGAGGCAGAUGUGGUGGAGAAGGAGAAGGAAUGGGUCGAGACACGCCUGCAAGGCAUUGCAGCGAAUAUUGGCUCCUUUCUUGUUGACGAAGCCCCAGCUUGGCGAACGUAAAUUGCCGGGUGCUCGAGUGCGAUGAAUAAACGAUGUUCUCACUUUCGUUACUUUGCACUUCACUGUCUUGUCUGAUUGCAAGGGAACACAUUGACUGAGUUGUCCAUUCUGAGCAAUGCCCCGAUAGCGUUACGUGAUAAUCUAAGAUACCCAUUCAACCGUUACU
This is a messenger RNA of Boeremia exigua, 1968 nucleotides long. RefSeq lists its product as uncharacterized. NCBI's taxonomy places the organism in Eukaryota, Fungi, Ascomycota, Dothideomycetes, Pleosporales, Didymellaceae. The transcript has a single exon. The record is from RefSeq and is a predicted model, not a curated record. Bases 207 to 1802 code for a protein of 531 amino acids.